This is a messenger RNA of Fusarium keratoplasticum, 1341 nucleotides long. Its product is annotated as Conserved oligomeric Golgi complex subunit 5. Gene Ontology annotation, biological process: intra-Golgi vesicle-mediated transport. Bases 1 to 1341 code for a protein of 446 amino acids. The record is from RefSeq and is a predicted model, not a curated record. Gene Ontology annotation, cellular component: COG complex. Lineage: Eukaryota; Fungi; Ascomycota; Sordariomycetes; Hypocreales; Nectriaceae. The transcript has a single exon.
AUGGCGGCAGACCCUACAGCGGACGAGGAGCCCUCGUACAUCGACUACGAAACCUUUCUUGAUCCUGAUUUCUCCCCCGCUUCCUUUGCCAACUCGCUCGUUGUCUCGACCAACAACCCCAACGACACGCCCCUCGACCUCUCCACGCCUCUAUCCCGCGUUCUUUUCGAUGCCCAAGAGAUUGACUCGCAUAUCGACGUCCUGACGACUCGCUCGGCGGUGCCGCUGCUCAACUACACCCAGCAACAGACCCAAGCUUCCAAGCAUAUCGUCGCCGAGUUGGAUGGCCAAAUCAAGAGUCUCAACGACAGUUACCGCCAACUCGAGAAGGAGGUUAUCGAUAAGCAUGCUGAGGCCGACGAAGUUCGACUUGUGGCUCUCAGGCUCUGGGAGACACUGAAGCUUGGUCGAUCGGUAGGACGCUGUCUGCAGCUUGGUCGACAGCUGGAGGUCCAGCACUCUGAGCUUGAACUGCCUGGAAAUGGCUCUGGAGCGUCUGGCAAGGAAGACCAUCGAGCUCUUGUACGAUGCGCCUACACCAUCCUGUCGCUUCGAGAGGUUCUUGACCGCAAGGCCCCAGGUGAGGAGGGGUUCGGGCUGAACCGAGUCGACACAGUCAGAAGCCUGCAGGACACCGUCAUUACGCCAAUCGAGCGAUCAGUUCGUGAACGUGCGGAGAGAAUCAUUCGCGAGUUCUCGGUCCAGUCCGUUUCAACCUUUGCUCAGGUCGACGAGACCAAAUCCAGGACUGUGUCUGCUCUGACUACCCUGUAUCUCUUGUCGCCAACUCUUGGCUUCAAGCCUGAGAAGUGGACUCCACGACUACUCCUUCAGGCUCUCGAGACGUUUAUCCGUUCGGCGCUGCAGGCAAGCAUCACUGCUCUGUCUCGAUCCCUGGGUCAGUUGCCGACGUUGGAAAAGUCGUUGAGCGAAGUAAUGGCCAAAUGUCAGAACAUUGUCUCUCUUGAGGCUGUGCUUGAGUCAACAAAACCACCAAGUCAUCCCUUGCUCCUGGCUGCUAACCAGCCGAGCCAAACAAAUCUCCUUCAGUUCCUCCUCGCACAUCUCGAGACAGGAAGUCUUGCGUCGUUUUUCUGGAGGACAAUGGCUAGCAGCCUGGCCACACGUGUCCAGGAUAUUGUGAACCGUGGAGGUGUGGUGGCUAGGACUCUCCGCACAAACAAGAACACAGUCGGCGACGCAAUCCGCCAAGCUGUAGUCAAGGGGUCACAACUACACAGCGCCCUCGCCGGGCCCAAGGCAAGGACAAAGGUGGAUGCGAAUUGGGAUCGGGAGGUGGCCGUCAUGGUGGGAAGUGUUGUAAACAACUUGGGUCGCUGA